Molecule: messenger RNA, 537 nt
Organism: Colletotrichum aenigma
Lineage: Eukaryota; Fungi; Ascomycota; Sordariomycetes; Glomerellales; Glomerellaceae
Gene: BOA3-3
Product: Cytochrome P450 monooxygenase BOA3
Exons: 2
Coding region: 1-537 (178 amino acids)
Molecular function (GO): oxidoreductase activity, acting on paired donors, with incorporation or reduction of molecular oxygen; iron ion binding; monooxygenase activity
Source: RefSeq, a predicted model, not a curated record
AUGAAACGCCUGCAGAGAGAAUUACGGGAGAGGUUCUCGGAUGCGUCUGAGAUGAGCGGCACCUCCGUCCAUCAGUUGCCUUAUCUCAGCGCAUGCAUCGAGGAGACCAUGAGAAUCAUGCCGCCGUUGACAUUUGGGUUGCCUCGCGAAAGCCCUGGCGCGGAAGUUGAUGGGAACUUUGUUCCCAAAGGGACUGUCGUUUCGACCAGUGGUUGGAGUAUCACUCGCCAACCCGACUACUUUUUUGAGCCCGAAGAGUUCCAUCCUGAGAGGUGGCUUCCGGCAUCUCACGGCUACUUUGACCCAUUGUUUUGUAACGACUUAAAGGAAGCGUCGCAACCAUUCUCGCUUGGUCCCCGGGUAUGCUUGGGAAUCAACUUGGCCUACACCGAGUUGAAACUACUACUGGCGCGUCUUGCAUAUGAAUACACCUGGGAACUGGUCAAUGAUAUCAGGUUUGACUGGGAUAGAGAACGCAAGUUUCAGGCUCUAUGGGUUCUACCCGACCUGCGAGUGAGAUAUACACGCACUACUUGA